AUCUGCUUUACGCAUCUGGAGCUGUAGACUGUUUUUGCUGGUACAAUCUUAGGGGCUUAAAAUUUAUUCGUAAUUAUGUGAAGAUGUAAUUGAUGAUGCAUUUUAUGCAAGGAGAAUUCUUGCUUGUUGAACACCAUUGAACUUGUUUAUCGUUGCUUAUAUUUAAAGACGACCGCAUAACCACAGUACAAGCUUUCAAAACAAUGACUUUUAUGUCUGUUUUCAUUUUCUGUCAGCCAAGAUGAAAGUGUGUCAAGCCUCGCUUUCGUAAUCAAUGGAUGAUUUCAUGAGAAAAGAUCAUGUGUGUAGUUCUUACGGAAAUAGUUGUUCUGUUUGGAAAUCCAUUUGAGAAUUGUUCUCUGUUUAGCGGAACUGAUUUUAUAUUUUUACUUUCUUAACAGACUGGUUGAACAGUGCUUGGUUUUCCUCAACGCCGAAAAGACUAGAACCCCCCUCAUCUCGUUGAAGUUAAUGUUGGUUGAUAUAGGGAAGGCAAAUCACUUUAAAACACUACAAUUUUGAAAAUAUUCAAUUCCUGUGUGUUUUGGAAUAUCCUAUUAUCCACGAACAUUUUGUAUUGCAGAGUAAUUUGAUUUUCAUUGUCACUUCACAAUUUUACGAAAACAUUGAAAUUGACUGGUUAUAGUUGAGCAAGAAGGAAAACAAGUGAUAUACACCAAAAGAAAAUCAAGUUGACUUCUAAACCCAGUGUACUGAACAUUUCCUUCCAUUUGAAUGUCAAGUUACAGGAGACUAAAAUGAUUCUUUACACACUGGCACAAUGGAUAGGGAAACACAAACUGUUUAAGUGUAGAUGUACAUUUCUUCAAAUUUUGAAGGCAAAGUAUGUUGCGUAGACCAAAACAAGGAAAUUCAACAGCUGCUGCAAGAAUGGCUAACCAUGAUUUAAUGGACAAUCCUGCAUACCUGGGAGCUGGCGGUGCUUCUAAUGUUGAGUCUGAGGAAUAUUUGUCAGGAAAUAUGCUAGAGACUUGUAUUGAUGACACAGUGUCUUUAAGUGACCCAAAAGAAGGAAGCAAACCUGACAAAAAGGGCAGUACUGCAAUGAUAGCGGAACAGAGAAAAGGAGUGGUGAUCCAGGAUAAGGGAGAGCAGCACAAGCCACGUAAACUGAAACAGCGCCAACACAAGCCAGAGCUGGAUGUGGCAAAAGAAUUCAAAAAGUGCAAAGAAGAGGAAGCAACUCGUUUGGAUCUAAGCAAAUCCCAGAUUACUGUGAUACCAAAUACAGUUAAAGAUUUGUCACAGUUGCAAGAAUUUUAUCUGUAUGGGAAUAAAUUGGCCACUUUACCACCAGAGAUUGGAGCCUUGACAAAUUUGACAAAGUUAGGAUUAAGUGAAAACUCCUUAACUACUUUACCAGACACUCUACAAAAUCUCAAGCAUCUCAGAGUGUUGGAUUUGAGACACAACAGAUUGAAUGAGAUUCCGGAGGUGGUCUAUAAUUUGAGAUCUUUAACAACGCUUUUUCUUCGAUUUAAUCGAAUAAAGCAUGUGGAUGAAGCCAUUAGAAAUUUAACAAAACUUACUAUAUUUAGCUUGCGAGAAAAUAAGAUUUCUAAAUUGCCACAAGGAAUUGGUCAACUGGUGAAUUUGCUCACGUUCGACAUUUCCCACAAUCACCUGGAACACUUACCAGAAGAAAUUGGAAACUGUGUGAUGCUUAAUUCCUUAGAUCUUCAGCACAAUGAACUUUUGGACAUACCAGAAUCUAUUGGAAACCUCAAGUCCCUGUCCAGACUUGGUCUGAGGUAUAACAGGUUAACAAGCAUCCCAAAAAGUCUGGCUAACUGUGUCAUCAUGGAAGAGUUUAACGUGGAAGGAAACAACAUAGGACAACUUCCGGAGGGUUUGCUGUCUAGUCUGACCGGUCUUCGAUACAUCACACUCUCCCGGAAUGCAUUUCAGUCAUACCCAAGUGGAGGACCAGCACAGUUCUGUUCUGUUUAUAAUCUUAAUAUGGAGCACAAUCAGAUCAAUAAAAUCCCUCUGGGAAUCUUCUCCCGAGCGUCAAGCCUGACAAAGCUAAACAUGAAGGAUAAUCAGCUGACAUUCUUGCCGUUGGAUAUUGGUAGCUGGUCGAAUAUGACAGAAUUAAAUCUCGGAACUAACCAGCUGACACGAGUUCCAGAAGAUAUACAAAAUUUAGAAAAAUUAGAAGUUUUAAUUCUCAGUAAUAACUUAUUAAAGCGUCUACCACCCAGCAUUGGAAACCUAAAGAAACUGAGGGUGCUUGAUUUGGAAGAAAACAAACUGGAAUCACUACCUCAAGAAUUAGGACAGUUACAAGAGCUGACGCGACUUGUUGUACAAUCCAAUCAGCUGACCAGUCUGCCUCGUGCCAUUGGAUGCCUGUCCAAACUUGAAUACCUUGGUGCUGGGGAAAAUAAUCUGACAUCUCUUCCUGCUGAAAUAGGGACGUUGGAGAAUCUGGAGUCCCUGUACAUCAACGACAAUCAGGAGCUCCACAGCCUACCCUAUGAACUAGUUCUUUGCAGCAAUCUACAAAUCAUGAGCAUAGAAAACUGUCCUCUCAGUCAAAUUCCACCUGAAAUUGUUGCCAAAGGACCUUCCCUUGUUAUCCAGGUAACUGCUCAUUCUCCAGCAGAUAUUAUACUCUAUUUCUAUCCAGAGUUGGGACCCAUUAGUAACAUUGACAUCUCCCAGACUGGCCAUGAGGGUCCUGAAUCAAGCAUCCAAUUGAUAAAUUCUGAUGGAUGUCAAAAUUCUAAUCAAGACCAAAAUUUUGUUUUGAAAAAUAAAGAGCAUUAUAAAUGCAAUAGGCAUCUAGGGAUUUAACAUGAGGGGAAAUAGUAGUACUCAGAAAAAGCCCACUUUUAUACAGCCAGUACUUCAUUUAGGAGACUUUAUAAUUGGCAGAUUAUAAUCGUAUCUUGUUGUAUUGAGGGUCUCUAUACUACAAUUUUACUAAGUUUGAGGAAAAUUCAUUGACAAAUAAGUUUUUCAUGCCACUGUACUGCCUAUCCUCAAUCUUUGAAAAUGGUCCUUCUUUGUGCAUUGUGAAAAAAUAUUGUGUACAAAAUUAUGAAAAGUGGAUAAUUGUUUACCAAAAUUGUGAAAUUCCCUUCCCCUGGGCCAGGAGUUAAGGCUUUAGGGUGUGAUCAGAUGGGUAUAUAGUAAAAAUGCAUCUAAUCUUUUAAAAUUGUCUUUAUGCCCCUGUACUUGGAGAUUCAGUGAUAGUUUUUUGAACGUUUACCUUGGUCAUAACUUUGAAUGGAUGGUGAUAGGGCUUUCAUAUUUCACAUGUGUACUCCUCGUGACAAGACCUUUCUUUUGAUCCCAAAAUAUUUUACCUCACGACCUUGGUGUUUGCCAUAUGGGGGCAUCGGUGUUUCACAAAUACAUCUUAUUUCCUCUGUUUUUGCAUGUGACAUACAAGUUUACUUAAUGAAUACAUAUAUACAGUUAUGCUUGUAAAUCUAACAAUUUUGAUAUGUGCCUCUUUAUCUUUCAGUAUUUACGAAUUCAGAGUCCAUUUUGUCCAAUAUGACUCUCGAGUCACUUCCAACACUGUGAUAGUGUCCAGUAAUAAACAGGAGGCAGGCGCUUCAUAUCCGUUGUUUUGAGAGCGGGAGGUUGGCCAUUUUAGUUGCAAGAAGGUUAUCUUGACAAUGGGAAAUCCAGCUGACAAUCAAUACAGAUUUCUAUGAGAUGUGUCUGCUGAAUUCAGUAUCAAAGGCUGAAGUAGACAAGCUUGUGCUCCUAAGGAAAAAGAGAUGUUUUGGAAUUAAAUUGACAGAUUUUAUUACUUUAAUAUUUUUGAGGAAUACAAGAAUGCUUCCAAUUCUGUGUUGGGUACCCUGUAUAGAUGUAAUCCAUUCAAUGAACUGUGUUCAUGUGGUACAUGGAACACAUCAGGAUUUGCUAAUAUAUUGCACUUUUUUAAGUUUUCCAGGCAUAAUAGAUGAACUUGUUAACAUUUGACAGUUUCUCAUUAUAUAUAUAUUUAUCUGGUUUCUCUCACUACAAAAGCCUUUGUUUAAUACCAUAUGUACCAGAAGUCAUGUUCGAAUUACUGUGAUAAAUUUUGGCUUUGUUAAAGGAGAAAGUUGAGAUAUAUAUAUUCUUGUCAGAUGUAAUAUUUGUAGUAUGUGUUUCAGCAUUUUACAAGAUUUAAUGAGUAAAUAGACAUGUGUUGUUCAUUAGACAUAGACCUUCGAGAGGUUUAAAGGUAACAUUUUCUGUGCAUAUUUUUCUUUUGAGCCCUAUGACUACAUUUAUGAAUUAAGCUGGUUUACUUUCAUUUGUUCUGUUUUUAGCUCUACUGAAGUGAAGAGCUUAUGCAUUGGUUAGUUGUCUGUUGUCAGUCUGUAAAUACCUGUUCAAAAUGCAUCUCCUCAAUUGAAAUGAAAUUUCACUUGGAGAAAGAUAACAUCAGGACACACAGUUCUUCAUAUUAUAAUUUCAAUGAAAGGGAAAUAAAGUUUUGUAAAUUUGUGAUUCUUUUUUAAGAUAUUUUGUUUCCUACAUUUACCAUCAGAUUGUAAUGAAUAUUAAUACAAUGAGAGACAACAAAGAUACCUAACUUUGUGUAUUGAUUUUUCAUUUAACUAAAAACUAACAAAAUCCAUAUAUUACAUAAUUAAAAUGCAUGGUCAAAGAGAGAUCGCUUCAAAUUAACAGAGAGCAAGCUGUGUCAUAGAUGGAGAACAGACUAUCUUUAGCUGAAGCUUAUGGUUAUGUAAUACCUAAUACUUUCAGGGAAAUUGCAUGGUUUCUGUGUAGUUUCCCUUGAGUGCCCUCCUUCCCUCUUAUAUGAUUGUACUUGCUGUGAAAUUUGAUGGAACUACUGGUCCAAGAGUUUACGCUUCUUAUCAAAACUUAAAGCUUUGAAUUGUUAAUUCUGAUUAAUUAUUUGUAAGUCAUCUCUAAUUUUCCAGAUGCUUCAGAUUUUAGUUUUAACUUUAGAUCCUUUUUUAUUUACUAAAAAAACCAGUAUUCCAUUUCAAUGAAUUAUUAUUUUUCUGUAAAUUUCAUUUUGAAAAUGCAUUUUCUCCUACAUUUAUCAUCAGAUUGAAAUGAAAGGUAAAGACAGGAUAAGAGCCAUGUGCAGCCCCCAUUUUUAGGAAGUCAUCGUGAACAAAAAUAUAGAUCAUUAUUAAUCUGCAUGUAGAUCAUUCUUUAGAAACCCAGUUCAUGUCGAUCUCAAAAUAAGUAUCGCUUUUUUAACAUAUGUCUUAUUCCAAAUUCUCAGGAAGGUCACAAAGUUAUUGAAAAAUUUUAAUUAAUUUUUGGCCAAAACUUUAUAGAAUUAAAGUAUAUAUUCUCUAAAAAUAUAGAACGUAUACUAGCCUACCUUACAUAUAUUUUACAUCUGUAUCCACUACAGCUGGUACAUAGGCAGAUUUGUGCGCCUUGAUUUUGUAAUGAAAAUGUGUGUGAAAUGCAUGUAUCAAAUGCUCCGCACAAGUUACGUCCUUCAUGUUUCUCUAUGUUGGCCAUUUUUGAUUUUCCGAUCUGUAGCUUUGACAUUUGUUGAAUUUCCAUUAAUUGCAAUGAACUAUAAUAAUGCCCCAGGAUGGGACAACUCAUAAAGUAGUAUGAAAGCUUAAUGAUUACCUAUAAUUCACUAGUAACCUCUCACAUUUAGACUAAAGAAGGAAAACUCCGGAAUUGAAAUUUGGCUGUACCCAGAAAAGGGACGUAACUCACGGCAAAGUGUUUAUACAUUUAUUGCUUUUUAAAGAUAUGCCAUGAAACCCAAAAUUUACUUAAAUCUGUGACAAUCUUUUGGCUUUCGACACUAUAGUCUAGUAUAUCAUACAUUUUUAAUAAGGCAUCAUUUAUUUUUUAAAAAAAAGUUUUUUUUAGGUUUCAUUCUUUUUAUAUAUUUUUGAAAUUUAAGCAAAAAUGGGGGCCCUUAUUCUACCUUGUCCUUCACUACAAUCAAACACGACAUAAAUGUAAGAUUUUAUAAUCAUUUAAAAGAUUAAAUGAUCAAAUUUAAUUCAUUUGUUUCAUUUAUACAUAGUGCAAAUGCAUGGGCAAAACGUGAUAGCUUCAGAGAACAGAAUUGUAGCUGAAGCUUAUGCAGUGAGAGUGGAAAUCAUGUUUAGCAGUGUGGUUAUGUAACGUCUAAUACACAAGGAAAUCAGGGCUGGUGUGUAUAGUUCUUUGGAAGCCCUUCCUCCUGUUAUAUGAUGCAUGUAUUAUGUAAUUUCAAGUUUGAAUUUUUAGGUCGCUCAGGUGACCUAUUGCUUUUAGCCCGCAUUUGUCGUGUGUAAACAAUUGAACAUAUUCAACUUCUUGUUAAGUCCCUUCCAAUACUUUUCAAAUUUGGUGUGAAGCAUUUUUAGAACAUGGGGGACAAAAAUUUCAAAAACUUUCUUCUCUACAUCCACACAUAUGUAAGAAAAACUAAAUGCAUAGUCGUGUAGAGCAGGAAAUUAUAAAUUUAGAAGUUCUGACUCCAAGGCGGGGCCAAAUUUGGUAUGUAGUGUAUAUAUUUAAAACAUUUAAAUGACAUCGUGUUUUAUGAUGCUAUUGAUACUAAAUUGAAACUAAAUAGAUAUUUAAAAUAAACAGAUAGCUAUUUACCAUAAUUAUAUAUCUCAUUAUCCCAGGGGUAGGUUUUAGUGGAGCCAAAAUGGUCAGUGAUUAAAUGUGUUAACAAUUGAACAUUUUUUAUCAAGAUAACUGACAUUUCAAUUCUUUCAUUUGAGAGAGUUUUGAUUUUCCUGAUACUGUAUAAAAACUUAAUAAAUGCAUAUUUAGGAGAAGCAAAAAAGGUGUACUGAAAUUGUGAAUUGGCAACCCCAGGGUUCUGACUCUAGGGCGGAUCCAAAAUUGCCAUAUAGUGUCAAUGUAAUAUAUGUUAGGUAAAGUCUUUCAUCAGUAUGGAUACUUUGGAUCAAUUGUGUUUCAAGAACACAUCAAUAUUGGAAUUUAGGUUAGGUAAUCUGAACAGAAAAAUUAUUAUAGAUAUCGUAGCCCUGGAUAGGUGUUUGUGAAACUAAUACUCAGGUGACCAAUAAGGCCUUUGGGCCUCUUGUUUCAUUUAUUUUUGAAGUUUGUGGUCUAUUUAAAAAUUGAGAUUUUGUAAAGGGUCAAUUUCUGAGAUGUUUUGGUGUCCUUGAUGAUGUAAGAUUAAAGAAAAUGUUGUAAUUGCUGUAUUACCUGUCAAGAUGUGAUUACUUUCCAGUAAUCAGUUGUAAAAUAGAAAAUAGAUUAUAAAGAAUAAACUAUUUCAAUUCU
This is a messenger RNA of Ostrea edulis (European flat oyster), 7236 nucleotides long. Its product is annotated as leucine-rich repeat protein SHOC-2-like. Gene Ontology annotation, molecular function: protein binding. The record is from RefSeq and is a predicted model, not a curated record. The transcript is spliced from 16 exons. Lineage: Eukaryota; Metazoa; Mollusca; Bivalvia; Ostreida; Ostreidae. Bases 847 to 2820 code for a protein of 657 amino acids.